Messenger RNA from Hippopotamus amphibius kiboko, 4308 nucleotides. It is a transcript of the gene ZNF185, whose product is annotated as zinc finger protein 185 with LIM domain. The record is from RefSeq and is a predicted model, not a curated record. The transcript is spliced from 23 exons. Bases 275 to 2428 code for a protein of 717 amino acids. NCBI's taxonomy places the organism in Eukaryota, Metazoa, Chordata, Mammalia, Artiodactyla, Hippopotamidae.
CGAGGGGAGGGGCGAGGGGCGAGGCUCCGGGCGCAGGAGAAAACCUGUUUGUUCUCCUGCGGGCGGAGCCCAGUCCGUGCCUCCACGCCGCCCUGCGCGCUCCCCGCCGCGCCCCGCACCCCGCGUCCGCUCCCCGGCCCGGCCCGGCCGGUGCUGCCCACCUGAGGGAGCACACGCCCCGCGACCGCCCGACCCUCCGCCCGCCCCGCGAGCCGGGCACCUGUGCCAGGAGCCCUGCUGAAUCCACUGAGAAGGGACGUUCAGAGCAAACGCCAUGAGCAUCUCAGCUCUCAGAGGAAGCAGCAAAGGGAAGCCUCUCCCCCCAGGCGGGGAGGAGCGCAAUAUCGUCCUCAAGCAGAUGAAGGUUCGGACCACGCUGAAGGGGGACAAGAGCUGGAUCACCAAGCAGGACGCAUCAGAGGGCCACACGCUUGAGCUGUCCUCAGGCCGGAGUCGUGCCACAUCUUUUUCUUCAGCCGGGGAGGUCCCGAAGGCCAGGCCCCCGAGCACGAGGGCUCCCACUGGCUAUAUCAUCCGGGGAGUGUUCACCAAGCCCGUAGACAGCUCGGCCCAGCACCAGCAGCACUUCCCCAAGGCCAACGGAGCUCCAAAAAGUGCUGCCCGUCUGGGGACAGCAGCUCCCGCUGGGCCUCCCCGCCCCUCCUCCUCUGGCUACAAGAUGACCACGGAGGAUUACAAGAAGCUGGCACCGUACAAUGUCCGGAGCAGCUCAGCGUCAGGCGCUGCUGAGGAGGAGGAGGCGCUCUUCUCUUCUGACGAGCAGAAACGGAGGUCAGAGGCUGCCAGCAGUGUGGUGAGGAAGACAGCUCCCCGGGAGCACUCAUAUGUCCUGUCGGCGGCCAAGAAGAGUGCCAGCCCUGCCCAGGAGACACAGGCCCCGUUCAUUGCAAAGAGGAUUGAGGUGGUGGAUGAGGACAGGCCUUCUGAGAAAAGUCAGGACCCACCUGCUCUGGCGAAAUCCCCUCCCGGCUCAAGCAGUACGGACAGGGGCAGAGCCAAAGUGUCUCAGGUGAUUUGGAUGGAGCGUAUGCGCAGCCUGCCUAGCCCUGCUGGGACUCAGCAGCCCAGGUCUUCCCCAGGCUCCAAAGACAAAGAGGCCUCCAACCCCAGAGAGCCCAAGAGAGACUUGACUGGUGAAAGGGUCUUCAAGGACCUUGAUGCAGACUCUGAAAGAUCAAGUGUGCAGUCAAGGGAUGGCAACGUGGGAUCCGGAGCCAUGGGCUCCCCACCUGAAGGCUUGGCUGGAGCAGACAUCAGCUCUGGGAGAGGAGGGCUGUGCUCACCUGCUGGCUUCACCCCUCUCCUGAAUGAUCAGGAGGUGCCUAGUGCCAACUCACAGCCUUGCAAGCCUGGACCAUCAGUCACCAGCUCUGGUACCACUUCGGCCUCUGCUGUCCUGGCUGAGAGGAAGUGCAACAGCCCAGCAGACCUGGAGGACAUGGAGACAGACCCAAAGGGCACCUUGGCUGGUUUUGAGGAGAAGAAUGUGGUCACCAAGGUGAGAGAUGCCUGGCAGCGGAGGCCUGGAGUCCUGCGAGAUGACGGGGGAGACCCAGCUGCACCCACCCUCCAGCCUGCAGACCUCUGCACCCCAGAGCAGCAGAGCUGCCCUAGAAGUCCUGAGCAGCGCCUGGAGGUGGACAGCGCAGCCAGCAGCACCUUGGCUGGUUUUGAGGAGAAGAAUGUGGUCACCAAGGUGGGAGACGCCUGGCAGCAGAGGCCUGGAGUCCUGCGAGAUGACCGGGGAGACCCAGCUGCACCCACCCACCAGCCUGCAGACCUCUGCACCCCAGAGCAGCAGAGCUGCCCCAGAAGUCCUGAGCAGCGCCUGGAAGUGGACAGCGCAGCCAGCAGGAUGAGAAACCCCUUGAGCUGUAUGGUCACUGCUAGCAUCAUUACCACCUCUGAUCAGCCUCAUGUUUAUAUGCCAGCCUCCCCAAGUGAAUUAGAGUCCAACUCAACAGCAAGCAAGGGGAUUCUCUUUGUGAAGGAGUAUGUGAAUGCUGGCGAGGUAUCUUCCAGAAAGCCACUGUCUUCAUUCUAUGGCAGUGUUGGCAGCAUUGAGGACUCAUGCAACAUGCAGAAGAAACUCCCACACGACCGUACUCCAUACUCUGAGAGUGUGGGAUUUGCAGUAAACCGAUGGGUGAGCUUCUGGAUCAGAUCUUUAUUCACCGUGACACUAUCCACUGUGGGAAAUGCUAUGAGAAGCUCUUCUAGGCUCAAGCAAAGAGGAUUGACCAGUCGGCUUCCUGAUGAGUGGAGAUGGCCUGAUGCGAUAGGCACAGACAAGAGCAUGGGGUUCAGUGUAUCCUGCCUCUUGGGACAGAGAGCAAAUCACAUCCCGGUUCACAGCUCUGCGUGUACCUUUGGGAGACCCCCUGAAGCUUCUGAGGGUCCAGGUUAAAGACUGUUGACGAUCCCUGGUGGGUAAAUUGCAGACAUUGAAUGCUGGGGAUUGACAUAGGCUAAUGUUUAGCUCGCCUGUUUGCCAUUUAUAUUUUUUAAACUUUCCAUAUACUUUUACAACUAGUUAGUUGCUUUUGAUUGAGUUACACAGCAGAUUUUAAUUACCUCCUCCCACCUACCUUUCAGUGUAGUUGCGUUUCUUCCUGCAGGCAUGUGCGCAUGUAUUAGAAAGUUUACACAUGAGGUUUAAAUUCUAUAGGAUGUGAUUCUUAAGAAGCUACUGACCAAAGGGACAUCUGUGUCUGAACCUUGAUAGCUAAUUCGUACAUUUGCCUUCAACUUCCGACCCUUAAACUUUACCCAGAAGUCCCCUAAAGCAGGUUUUAGAGUAUAUAGACUCCGGCAGGAUUACCAAGGGAGAAAAUCAGCUAACAUUUCUUGAGACCUUGCUACAUACCAGGCAUUAUCACAAGGUGGUGGCAUUAAUCCCGUGCUCAUCUUGUCCAGAGGGUAUUCUUCUCCCCAGUCUGCAAAUGAGGACGUUGAGGCUCAGCGAGGUGGUCAUUGCAUUGUGCAGAACCAUUGCUGUCUCUCCAGAGCCCAUGCUCUCUCCAGGAACAGGAACCACAAACAUGAGCAUCGAUUUAAUGUUGAGUAUAUGCCAAGCACUGUGUGGAGGUUACCUAAUCCUCCCAGGUAACACCACACCCCUCAGGCCUUCCCUGAGGCACACUUUUACAAAGAGGGGAAGGUGGGAACUGGCCCUCCUACUCGGGGCAUUCUGGGUCCCCAUCAAAUAACAGAAGGGCCAAACUGGCUCCCCUCACCUCCCUUUUCCAUGAAAAUGCUUCUGAACUUCAAUCCUCUUGGCUGGGAAGAGAUUUAACUCACAGACCUUCCCAAAGAAGGGCUUGUCAACCCAGGGGAAGCUGCAGUGGGUUAGCGGAUCUGAGCACAGGGCCCUCAGUGACUUCCCGUCUUCUAGUCCAGACUCUGUCCCAAGCUAGUGGCAACUACUGAGACCCCAGGUACUUGGAACAGGGACACCCGGUGGCCAGCUGGGCAGAUGCAGGCCCAUUCAUGCAGUCAGCUGCUGCUCCGCUCAGGUUUGACUGGGUUCCUCGGCCUUUGGGACCCGCGUCACUGUGCAAGUUCCUUGAGAAGACAACCUGACGGUUUUUCUGUUGACAGAUGAGGGCCUUUUCUCUUGGUUUAAUAGAAAAUGUCUCCCCGUCUCUCUCCAGUUUCUGAGCCCUGUGCACAUUGGCUGGUGGACUUGUUCUUCCCGCCAAAUGAUCAGAGAGGAACGUCCCAUUUAUUUGCAUAGAUGUGCACCAGGUUUGCUCUGGAGGGGAAAGGUGGCCGUGUACUUACACAAAAUAUGAGCUGGUUUUCCUCAAGGCUAGCCCUCACCCUGGGACUUGGCACAUGGUAGGGACUGACACAUAGGUGUUGAAUGAAUGAGUGAAAGGGAAAGAAAGGUCGUGCCUUUGAGUGGGACAGGCCACCCCUGAGUUUUGGCAGGAUAAAGAGGUCCAAGACAGGCUGGCUUUCCCACCUUCACGAGUCACUCUGCCUUUAAGAGCGUUCUAGAACCAACAUGCAAGAUACUGAUUCCAAUCUGAAAAAAAAUCUCUUCCAUGUUCAAGGCGGCACGGAAUUCUGCAGACUUAAGAGAGGUGGAUGCAUUACACUUUUGCUUCUUUUUAUUUGCCUAGAAUUUUUAAUCAUAUUUGCUUAACUCACAUUAAUGUACACAGUUAUAAUAAAUGGUAAGAUAUUUCAUGUGUAAAUGGUAAGGUUUCCUUUUUUGAGUGUAAUACCUUGGUGUAUUUGGCUGUGUCAUUUAUUUUCUCCUAUUACCUGAAGCCACUCUCU